AUGGCUCCUAAACGCGGCUACACCACAAAUGAAGAGAAUACACCCGACAUCGUUCAGGAAGAGAAGCCAUCGUCAAGUGAUGCCACCAAGAAUGAAGAGAACACAGAGAAGCCGUCGUCAAGUGAUGUCACCAAGAAGCAAGAGAUUACGGAGAAGCCGUCGUCAAGUGAUGCCACCAAGAAGCAAGAGAUUACGGAGAAGCCGUCGUCAAGUGAUGCUACAAAAAGCAUCAACGGGAUGACAAAGAUUGAGAAGGAGCAGUCUCAGGAGGACAAGAUCCAGUUUGACGCGUUGGACGUUAAGGAGGCGUUGAAGACCUGCGCGGAACUCUUCAACCAGAUGAACCCACUUGCCCAGAAGCGUGACUACCUUCUCAACAAGCACAAGCUCAAAAAUAAGCCAGUCAAGAAGGAGACCUCUUCAUCGUCAACUACAUCUUUGAACCUUCGUGCUGUUCUUCGUGGCACGACCGAACAGAAGGACAUCACCGGCAUCACGAUAGACAUGAUCUACUCCAAGUUGAAGACAAAGGCUACCGACUUGCUCACUAUGAACGAGACUCAGAAGAAGAACGCUGUGCUGUUCAUCAACAAUGAGCAAAUCGCUUCACCAGGAAGCACACGCUUGCAUUCCGACAAGUUCGUUACCCAGAACAAGGAAGGUAAAAAGACACGUGUGAUUCUCCGCUCGGGCGAUGUUCUCAGUCUCGUUCUGCGAUUGUGUUCACAGGUUCCUUACCUAUGA
Messenger RNA from Symbiodinium necroappetens, 744 nucleotides. NCBI's taxonomy places the organism in Eukaryota, Dinophyceae, Suessiales, Symbiodiniaceae. The record is from the annotation of a GenBank genome assembly.